Suncus etruscus (white-toothed pygmy shrew) is the source of this 1991-nucleotide messenger RNA. It is a transcript of the gene SLC71A1, whose product is annotated as major facilitator superfamily domain containing 14A. Bases 139 to 1611 code for a protein of 490 amino acids. Gene Ontology annotation, molecular function: transmembrane transporter activity. Gene Ontology annotation, cellular component: membrane. Gene Ontology annotation, biological process: transmembrane transport. The record is from RefSeq and is a predicted model, not a curated record. Lineage: Eukaryota; Metazoa; Chordata; Mammalia; Eulipotyphla; Soricidae. The transcript has 12 exons.
CCUGCCGCCGCCGCCGCCUGAGGCAGGCCGGGCCUUCAAGAUGGCGGCGGGAGCCCCGAGCGGCUCGGCCCGGCUGUAGCGGCCGCCGCCGCCGCCCACCACCGCGCGUUGGCUUCGGCUCGCCAGGAGGAUGGUAAAAUGACCCAGGGGAAGAAGAAGAAACGGGCCGCCAACCGCAGUAUCAUGCUGGCCAAGAAGAUCAUCAUUAAGGACGGCGGCACGCCUCAAGGAAUAGGCUCUCCUAGUGUUUAUCAUGCGGUUAUAGUCAUCUUUUUGGAAUUUUUUGCCUGGGGAUUGUUGACAGCGCCUACCUUGGUGGUACUACAUGAAACCUUCCCUAAACAUACAUUUUUGAUGAAUGGCCUAAUUCAAGGUGUAAAGGGUUUGUUAUCAUUCCUCAGUGCCCCACUUAUUGGUGCUCUUUCUGAUGUUUGGGGCCGAAAAUCCUUCUUGCUGCUAACAGUAUUUUUCACAUGUGCCCCAAUUCCUUUAAUGAAGAUCAGCCCAUGGUGGUACUUUGCUGUCAUUUCUGUUUCUGGAGUUUUUGCAGUGACUUUCUCUGUGGUAUUUGCAUAUGUAGCAGAUAUAACCCAAGAACAUGAAAGAAGUAUGGCUUAUGGACUGGUCUCAGCAACAUUUGCUGCAAGUUUGGUAACCAGCCCUGCAAUUGGAGCCUACCUUGGAAGAGUUUAUGGGGACAACUUAGUGGUGGUUUUGGCUACAGCCAUAGCUUUGCUAGACAUUUGUUUCAUCCUUGUUGCUGUGCCAGAAUCACUGCCUGAGAAGAUGAGGCCAGCAUCUUGGGGAGCACCGAUUUCCUGGGAACAGGCCGACCCCUUUGCAUCCUUAAAAAAAGUGGGCCAAGAUUCCAUAGUGCUGCUGAUCUGCAUUACGGUGUUUCUCUCCUACUUACCGGAGGCAGGCCAAUACUCCAGCUUUUUUUUAUACCUCAGACAGAUAAUGAAAUUUUCACCAGAAAGUGUUGCAGCAUUUAUUGCAGUCCUUGGCAUACUUUCCAUUAUCGCACAGACCAUAGUCUUGAGUUUACUUAUGAGGUCAAUUGGAAAUAAGAACACCAUUUUAUUAGGUCUGGGAUUUCAGAUACUACAGCUGGCGUGGUAUGGCUUCGGAUCAGAACCUUGGAUGAUGUGGGCUGCCGGGGCAGUGGCCGCCAUGUCCAGCAUCACCUUCCCCGCCGUUAGUGCACUUGUUUCACGAACUGCUGAUGCUGAUCAGCAAGGUGUUGUUCAAGGAAUGAUAACAGGAAUUCGAGGGUUGUGCAAUGGUCUAGGACCAGCUCUUUAUGGAUUUAUUUUCUACAUCUUCCAUGUGGAACUUAAAGAAUUACCAAUGACAGGAACAGACUUGGGAACAAACACAAGUCCGCAGCACCAUUUUGAACAGAAUUCCAUCAUCCCUGGUCCCCCCUUCCUCUUUGGAGCCUGUUCGGUACUGCUGGCCCUGCUUGUUGCCUUGUUUAUUCCGGAACAUACUAAUUUAAGCUUACGGUCGAGCAAUUGGAGAAAGCACUGUGGCAGCCACAGCCAUCCUCACAGUACACAGGCUCCAGGAGAGGCCAAAGAACCUUUACUUCAAGACACGAACGUGUGAUGACAGACAUUCGGAUGGCUUUUCUAUCAGCACCCAAGUUUUAGUUUUCACCAGUAGUUCUGGAUAUACAUUCCAUUUCCAUCUACAAUGUACUUCCAGAUUGUCUAAAGAAAUGUAUCUGCAUGAACUCCGUGGGAACUAAAGAAAGAACAGGACAGUUUUUCCAAAGAUGUUACAGUUUCUUUCGAAAAGAAACCUUUUGUUUAUGACUACCGAUUUCUUGCCACUAAGCUAUUUGUUUUAUUCUAUACAUCAGUUUAAAUCUAUAUGUGUCACUUCUUAGAAACUAGCAAUGUCUCUGCUACCAUUUCCUUCAGGUGUUGAGCUUUAACUAUUUAUGCUGACACAGUGAGACAGAGUAUGAAGUAUGGUUGUGGACC